GAAAUCCGUGGUGCCUGCGUCCACGGCUUCGGUGGCGAAAGCAGCGAUGGGCUAGGGCCUAAGAUAUUAUGCCAUGGCUGGCGUCGUGCCACCGCGCUGCGAGGCAAGUUCCGGGCGACAUAAAUGGGGUGGAUGGAGUACUGGCCAAGUGUCUGCAAAUUUCCACAAAGCCGCUGUCGUUCGUGAAUCUGUUUUGAUGCGGAAUAUUUUGGAGGUUCUUGGCGAUGCGUCGACUAGUUUCCGCAGGAUACUAGAGGGUGGAAUUGGGUUUGUGGUUACGCAGUGCACAUUUCGGUAGCAGACUUGGAUGGAAGGAAGAACCAGAACACGAGCUGAUUAUUAGUCGAGCGUAGAGCGCAGGGUUGGUCGUCGGAGUGCAUUGAUCGAUUCGUCGUUGUAGCGGGGUCUCCACCUUUGGGUUUGGUUUUUCUGUGACCUAAAUGUAAGUAGAAUAUGCCUUGGGGCUUAAAUUGAGUUAGACGAGAUUGGCAGGGGUCGCACAUCGCAAGUCAAUGGCAGGCCGAGGUGGGAAGCAAGCUCUCCAACAUUUGCAUCGUCUGCGAGUGUCAUCGAGCGUUGGAGAUGGCGCCGUUAGGGCGUCGCAUGCGCGUUACUCUGUUUCCACAGCUACUGGGGUGCCCCUUGCUGAGACAACGGAGGCAGAGACCGUAGAAUCGACGUCUGCGGGACGGAAAAAGCUUCUUGUUCUCGGAGGGAGUGGCUAUGUUGGCACUCAUGUGUGCAAGGAAGCCCUGUCGAAAGGCAUCUCCGUGGCAAGCUUGAGUAGGUCGGGAAGGCCUGGGGUUGCAGAGCCUUGGUCCCAGGAUGUGGAAUGGAUUAAAGGGGAUCUGUUCCAUCCUUCGAAUUGGCGAAAUGAGUUGAGCGAUGUGUCAGCUGUCAUAUCCUGUGUUGGCGGAUUCGGGUCCAAUCAACAAAUGCAGAAGAUUAAUGGCGUAGCUAAUGUUCAAGCCAUUCGAGCGGCAGCAGAUGCGGGUGUGGAGAGAUUUGUUUUCGUUUCAGCGCAUGAUUUUGGUCUGCCGUCUUUUGUAAUGCGAGGUUACUAUGCAGGAAAGCGAACUGCUGAAGACGAACUUCUUCAGAAAUUUCCCUACAGUGGUGUUAUCUUGCGUCCCGGAUUCAUUCAUGGCAUCCGUCAAGUGGGAACAUACAAACUGCCACUGAAUAUUAUUGGAUCCCCACUUGAAUUGGUUUUUAAAAACCUGAAAGCAGCCUCUCAGGUCCCUGUGGUCGGUAAGCUUCUCGUGCCUCCCGUGAAGGUGGUCACUGUCGCCAAAGUUGCUGUCAAAUCUGCCAUGGAUAAUUCUGUUCCUCCCGGAGUGAUGGAUGUUUGGGGCAUUAUGCGGCUGGGCGGGGAUUUAUAGCCGUGAAUCAGAUGAUUGGCCCCUCUUUGGGCUUCAUGCUUUCCAAGUUUUGCAGCUUUUCCAUCUUGAAAGGGAUUAUUGCAGCAUAGAAGUUUCACAAUAAUGUUUGCGAGGGAGAGGUGGGGCUGCCUCAGAGCCAUAGAAAUACUCUUGAUUGAGGGUUUAGGGUUUAAGCUUUAGGUACUGACAAUGCACUGCAUACGAUCACCACGGUUGAGCGUUGCCUCAAAUUGUGACUCCGCAGCAGACGAUCAACAGUGAGGUAUUAUGGCUUAACCUGGCCCAGUGGUUUUUCCUGGCAUAUGAUUGUGUGUUUUUCAAUGAAUGUGGAACGUUAUUGCUCCUUCGGAAAUAAAAUCUUCCAUAUCUUGCGAUUGGAAUCUGUUUCA
Messenger RNA from Physcomitrium patens, 1771 nucleotides. Lineage: Eukaryota; Viridiplantae; Streptophyta; Bryopsida; Funariales; Funariaceae. The record is from RefSeq and is a predicted model, not a curated record.